GAAUAGUGAGAGUUAAAAGAGCACGAAAGCAGGAAGUAAUCCGCCCUUGAUAUGAUGACUCCGCCAUGUUGUUGUUGCUUUUCCGUAUGUUCGAGCCGACGACGAUUUGCGGCCGAGUGAGACCGUGACAACAGAGGAGUGUCGUGUGUGUUAUCUUGGAUAUUGAGAUCGAGCGAUUAAGUAUGGCAGACUCAUCGGGAGAUCAUGCUGAUGAUCGCAGAGAAGAAGAAUUGGAAGUCGAGUCUAAUUACAAACCACCACCGGAGAAAACGAUAGAACAAAUUUUGGAAGCGGAUAAAGAUGACGAGAGUCUACGAAAAUAUAAAGAGACGUUAUUGGGAGAGGCUAAAUCUGGCGGAAUUGUCGUUGAUCCAACUGAUCCACGCAAAGUAAUCGUUAAAAAAUUAGCUCUUUGUGUUGCUGGAAGAGCUGACAUGGAGUUGGAUUUAUCAAAGGAUCUAACUCAAUUGAAAAAACAAACAUUUGUGAUUAAAGAAGGUGUCAGUUAUCGAAUUCGUAUUGACUUUAUUGUACAGCGGGAGAUUGUUCAUGGUUUAAAAUAUAUUCAAAAAACUUACAGACUUGGAGUACCUGGAGUGACAGUGGACAAGAUGACACAUAUGGUUGGCUCUUAUCCACCUAAAACUGAAAUACAAUCUUAUACAACACCAGCAGAAGAUGCACCAGCUGGAGUAAUGGCUCGUGGAUCGUACACCGUCAGUUCUUUAUUCACAGACGACGAUAAACAUGAACAUCUUAAAUGGGAAUGGUCGUUUGAUAUUAAAAAAGAUUGGAAAGAGUAGAACUUAUAAAAAUAAUAAUUAUUUUUUUUUUAAUUGCAUCAUGCAAUCGCGUCAAGUCACUAUAGCCUUAAACUUCAACAAAAAAAUUAAAUAAUUGCAUUUAUAUAUAUUAUAUAUAAAUAUUGACGAAGAGAAUUGCCAAAAUGAUUUUUCUAAUUGAUUGAUUCAUUUUUUUGUUACAAUUUUUACGAAUAGUAUGAAGAAUAAAUGCCAUGUUAAUUUACUAUAAUAUAAUUAUAAUUAAAACAAAAAAAAAUGUAUUGAGAUAUAGAUAGGAUGCCACUAUUAUCUGAUGUAAUUUAAAAUUUAUUAAAUAUUUCAUAUACUGAAUAAAAAAUUGAGUAUAAUAUUUUAAAGCAAUAGGCACUAUGAUUAAAAAUAAAAAAAAAUGCAUUUUUAUAUUAUAAAUAAAAUCAUUGUCUACUUGAUUAUUGAGAAUUCUCGGUGCAACAAUUGAAUAAAAUAAAGUAAAUGUGCAAAAGUAUAGUCAUUAACAUCAAUUAGAUUUAGUAUAAGAGAAAAAAUAAAAAAUAAUAUCUUGAAUAAAAUAAAUUCAGUGACAUAAGAACAGUGCCUCACAUUUGUCAUCGAUAGUUGUUAUAUUUUGCAUAAAUACUAACUUUUUUUCUUUAUUGAUUUUAUGAAAAAAAAAGUAAACGAAAAAAUAUAGUUCCAACAACUUCAUAUAAGUCCAUUGAGCUGUAGAGUUCGCACACAUCUAAGUAAUGAUAACAAUAUUAAUAAUAAUAUUAA
This is a messenger RNA of Cotesia glomerata, 1556 nucleotides long. RefSeq names its product rho GDP-dissociation inhibitor 2 (gene RhoGDI). Gene Ontology annotation, cellular component: membrane; cytoplasm; cytosol. The record is from RefSeq and is a predicted model, not a curated record. The transcript has 5 exons. The coding region runs from base 183 to 803 and encodes 206 amino acids. Lineage: Eukaryota; Metazoa; Arthropoda; Insecta; Hymenoptera; Braconidae. Gene Ontology annotation, molecular function: Rho GDP-dissociation inhibitor activity; protein binding. Gene Ontology annotation, biological process: Rho protein signal transduction.